Messenger RNA from Didymodactylos carnosus, 1527 nucleotides. NCBI's taxonomy places the organism in Eukaryota, Metazoa, Rotifera, Eurotatoria, Philodinida, Philodinidae. The record is from the annotation of a GenBank genome assembly.
AUGUUUUUAUUAUUCGCUCUGUAUGCAGUAAUAAUUACUAUUCUAAUCCUCGCUGCUAUCAUCUAUUUCACGCUUAUUCAUAAACAACGACAAUUGUAUAACGCAUUCAGAUCUCAAAAUAUUCCUGGUGAACCAUUUGUACCCAUUUUUGGUCAAUUAAAACAAAUUCGUCAAUAUCAAAAUGCCGAUAAAAGUAUGCAGUGGUAUCUCGAUUUACAGGCGAAACAUGGAAAUUUAUACAUAAUUUCAUUUGGACCACUUGUACGUCUUAUCAUUAUUGAACCAGAAUAUGCGUCUGAUGUAUUGAAAAAAUAUACAAAAUUCUAUGUUAAACCUGCAGUAUUUCGAAAUGUAUUCAAGGAUAUAAUGGGGGAAAAUAAUUUAUUGGUAAGUGCCGGUGAGAAUCAUAAUCGUGCACGUAAGAUGUUGAAUCCAGCAUUUCAUUUUGUUAAUUUACAAUCGAUGAUAUCUAUCAUGACUCAACAGACAGCGUGCGCCAUUGAUAAAUGGUUAAAUAUGAAUGAAAACAACAUUAUCGAUUUACAAGUAGAAUUAAAUUCGUUAACAUUAUCAGUAAUAGCUUCAUCGGCUUUCGGUCAAGCAUUUGAAACAAAUGAACAUGCAAAGAAUGUGAUAACUAAUUCACUCCUCGCUGUUCUUGAUGCUAUUCUAUAUCGUACAAUACAAAUACCAGUGAGUCAAAUACCAUUUUUAGACAAAUUACCUAUAUUAAAAAAAGACGUUAUUCGGCAAGGUUCAAAAGAAAUAUCAGCUGUUGUUGAGCAAAUGAUUAAUGAUCGAAAAGCAGGCAUUAGUCAUAGUUUAUGUGAUGGUAAUGAUCUAUUAGAUUUACUUCUCACAGCGCAAGAUCAAGAUGGAAAUGGAUUCAGUGAUCAACAAGUGAGAGAUGAAGCAAUUACAUUUGUCUUAGCCGGCCAUGAAACAACAGGGAAUCUGUUAGUUUGGUGUAUGUAUCUUCUAAUGGCACAUCCAGACGUUUAUCGUGAUUGUUAUGAGGAAAUCGAACGAGUUUUACAAGGAAAAAUACCUGUUUAUAGCCAAUUGACUGAUUUGCAUAUACUUGAUGCUGUUAUACAUGAAUCAUUACGCCUUUAUCCACCAGCACCUGUUAUUGUCAGAGAAUGCGUUCAAGAACAUUCGAUUGGACCCGAUGAAAAACGAAUUCGUGUGCCUGUUGGUGCCACAAUUUUGUUAAAUAUAUUUGCACUACAUCGAUCGAAUGUUCACUGGAAAGAUCCGUCGCAGUUCAAUUAUAAACGCUGGAUGAGGAAUAGUGACGGUUUGAAACCAAAAUUAGCUCAUCCGUUUUGUUAUUUACCAUUUUCAGCCGGUAAUCGUAAUUGUAUUGGUCAAAAUUUUGCCAUGUUAGAAAGUAAAGUCAUUUUAGCAAUGCUGAUACAACGUCUACAUUUCGAACUUGUACCAGGACAAAAAGUCGCGCCACAACUUCAGAUAACCCUGAGAACAAAAUAUGGCCUAUACGCGAAAGUUAAUCGAAUACUUUAA